AUGGCGAUGACCCCUCCUGGAAGUGAAAUGACAGAUAAGAAGAAGACGCUUCGAUCAGAUUUCCUGUGGGUAGACUCGAGCGGUGGCAACACCGAUCCCACCAACCAUGUUUACGAAAGAGAGGUACGGAGCCAUGUCCAGCGAUGGUCCAAGACGCACACUGGCCCAACAAGGCUGCGCAAUAGCACCUCAACCAGCAGAAAACGGAAAGCCGCUCCAAAGGUUCAGUCUGUACAGCCUGUGUCAUCAAAGCCGAUUGCCAAAACCAAGGCUUCUCCACCAAGUGCCAGCCGUACCGCUCCAUUUACUGCGGCGCCGAUGACGCCAGUAUCUAGUCAAGAGACUCCAGUCGAACUAGAGGAUCUGGUUGUGAUGCAGACAAGGAGCAGGAGUGCGACGGAGGUUGAAUCCCCACCGGCGAGACGGUCUGGGGGUCAACGUCCCCUUGGGGACGACGUAACGGUUCAAGAUAAGGAAGACUCUGGCCAAGUCGCAGGCACUGUUGUCCCUGCCACAUGGAGAGAUGACCAACGGUGGCGGCAGACCAUUCAGUCUCGCAUUCAGCAGACUGUGCGGCUCUGGCACUCAAUCGCGCCCGCUUUGGCCGCGACCCUUGACUCAGACAGACUGGAGAAAAUGGUUCGAUGCCACCACUUGACCUUCUCCACGGUCUGCUCCGUGAAGAAGGCUGCAACCACCCGAGAGUCACAGGAGGAAGCACUGAGAUUCGAGCGGCUGAUGGUCAAAGGUUGUAGAGCCUUGGAGGCGUACAGAGUGGGGGAGGCUUUCGUGCGGUUUGACGAGGCCUUUUCGUACCUGAAGCCGAUUUUGAUCUUGCAGAAUAUCCGAGGGCAGCCGAUGUUGUGCCGUCUUAUCGCUCAAUUCUCUGGACCGCUCUUUGUGCCCCUCUGGCAUCGGGUCUACCAGUACAUCAUCGAGCUCGCAGAAGUGUUGAUCAGUCCAGACAACCCCUUCGGACAGAGUGCUGAUUUGUUUAUCCGAUCUCCAGUCCCGUUGGCCGACGCGUCAGAAAUGGUCCUUCGGUGUAUCCUCGACGUGGUGCAGACUCAGCUUGGACCAUUGCAUCCAGAUGCCCUGGACUCCCUCGAAUGCCUAGCUUGGUCUCUGUUCGAAAGGGGUCGUGGACAAGAAGCUCUCGCCCGCUUCACCGAGCUUCUGCAGAACCAAGAAGCCGCCAGGGGGCCCAUGUCUCCGGAGGCAUGCGAUGCACUUCGCGGACUCGCCGAGACGCAUUUGCGGCUGGGUGACCUCGAUGUGGCUGAGCACAUGUUCGACGAGGUCCUUGGAUGGCGAAGCAUGGGGCCGGGCAGGGAAAGCCCGCAGGCGUCCGCUGUUAGAGUCAAGUGCUUACUCUCGUUGUCUCGUCUGGCCCAGCGACGGCAGAAUCCAUUUCGUGCUCGCUGGCUGUUGCGGCACGCAGCUCAAACAGCUUCCCUAGCGUACAGCGAAGGUGGCCAGACGGCGACAGAUGUUUCCUUCGACGCCAAACCCCCAGAACUUGAUCCACUGGAUGAAGUCAAAGAAGAAGUCCAGAGGCUGCUGGACGCUGUGGGGUCAUGGUCGAUUGACUCAUUGAUUGAUGAAUGA
Messenger RNA from Cladophialophora immunda, 1608 nucleotides. RefSeq lists its product as uncharacterized. The transcript has a single exon. The record is from RefSeq and is a predicted model, not a curated record. Bases 1 to 1608 code for a protein of 535 amino acids. NCBI's taxonomy places the organism in Eukaryota, Fungi, Ascomycota, Eurotiomycetes, Chaetothyriales, Herpotrichiellaceae. Gene Ontology annotation, molecular function: protein binding.